Molecule: messenger RNA, 1059 nt
Organism: Lepus europaeus (European hare)
Lineage: Eukaryota; Metazoa; Chordata; Mammalia; Lagomorpha; Leporidae
Product: ras-related protein Rab-32
Exons: 3
Coding region: 16-711 (231 amino acids)
Biological process (GO): endosome to lysosome transport; phagosome-lysosome fusion
Cellular component (GO): Golgi apparatus; trans-Golgi network; phagocytic vesicle
Molecular function (GO): GTP binding; GTPase activity
Source: RefSeq, a predicted model, not a curated record
AGAGCCGCGGCGCUCAUGGCGGGCGGGGGCGCCGGGGACCCCAGCCGGGGGGCUGCGGCCACCCCCGCCGCCGCCACCGCCGGGGCGCCUGAGACCCGCGAGCACCUCUUCAAGGUGCUGGUCAUCGGCGAGCUCGGCGUGGGCAAGACCAGCAUCAUCAAGCGCUACGUCCACCAGCUCUUCUCCCAGCACUACCGGGCCACCAUUGGGGUGGACUUCGCCCUCAAAGUCCUCAACUGGGACAGCAGGACGCUGGUGCGCCUGCAGCUGUGGGACAUCGCAGGGCAGGAGCGGUUUGGCAACAUGACCCGAGUGUACUACAAGGAAGCUGUGGGUGCAUUUGUAGUCUUUGAUAUAUCAAGAAGUUCCACAUUUGAGGCGGUCUUAAAAUGGAAAAGUGACCUGGACAGUAAAGUUCACCUUCCCAAUGGCAGCCCUAUCCCCGCUGUGCUCCUGGCUAACAAGUGUGACCAGAAAAGGGAGGGUGGCCAGAAUCCUCCCCAGAUGGACCAGUUCUGCAAAGAACAUGGCUUCACUGGAUGGUUUGAAACCUCUGCAAAGGAUAACAUAAACAUAGAUGAAGCCGCCAGGUUCCUAGUGGAGAAUAUCCUUGCAAACCACCAAAGCCUUCCUAAUGAAGAAAACGAUGUGGGCAAAAUUAAACUGGAUCAGGAAACCUUGAGAGCAGAGAGCAAAUCUCAGUGUUGCUGAUGUGGUACCUGCUGCUUUUCUGCCUGCCUGGAUUCUGAGCGAGCUCCAAAGGAUGGGCCGUGGAAGAUACCCUGGAAGGUGAAUCUUCCCAUGGGGGCCUUUUGUUACAGCAGCACCAUUUCAUCACUUGAAAAUGGAAGGCAUAGGAACGUGCCCUCGUGGCUCUGCAACCUAGGAGACAUCACUUAGGCUUGUGGUGGUGUUGCCAUCAUAUCGAGGACGACGUUUAUGUCCUUUCACAGGGCCUUCUUUGACGGCAGUUCCCCAGGCUAUGGUGGAAAUCCAAGUAGUAGUUUUUGGGAUGAGUGUUGAGUUGGUAAUAAAUCUGUACCUGCAGUGUUACGGUCA